Molecule: messenger RNA, 600 nt
Organism: Rhizopus microsporus ATCC 52813
Lineage: Eukaryota; Fungi; Mucoromycota; Mucoromycetes; Mucorales; Rhizopodaceae
Exons: 1
Coding region: 87-398 (103 amino acids)
Source: RefSeq, a predicted model, not a curated record
AGUGGAUUUCUUUGUUUGUAAGAUAGAAAAAACCAGGUUGCUCAUCAAAUAAGCGUGAAGCCGACUUCGUCAAGGUCCAAUGAGAGAUGAAAGCAAUUAUUAACCAACAGAUUGCUUUGGUUAUUAACAACCCAGUCUGCUAUGGUCUUCUAGUUGAAAGUAAGCACUCAUUACAGCAUGAAUUCUGCCAAAAAACUCAUUGUAAACUUUUAGGCUAUGAUUGUUAUCUAUACAAAAUGCCUAUGCAAUACGAAGCUGACUAUCGUUCUAAUCUAAUAGCCCAACUUCGUACUUUACGAGAUGUCCUGGAUAUCAUGCUCUUGCUGCCUGCCAUCAAUAUACUAUCAUAUCUUGAUGUAAUGAUGUACAUUUAUUUUCACAAAUUGAUGAGUUGCUAGCAAUUUAUUAGGAAGAAUUGACUUUGCAACAAAUGACUCUAGGCCUUAGCCGAUGACAACGAAAUCACUCAUAAAAGAUAUCAUACAAAAGGUCAUCUUUCAGAAAGCCUAUUAGAAAAGAAUAAAUAUUACUUCUCUCUUCCUGCCUUGUCGCCUCUAGUCAUAUGCCAUGUUGCCGUUCACCACUUAUCUCUCUUAUGUG